Danio rerio (zebrafish) is the source of this 6866-nucleotide messenger RNA. Lineage: Eukaryota; Metazoa; Chordata; Actinopteri; Cypriniformes; Danionidae. The record is from RefSeq and is a predicted model, not a curated record.
UCUCGUGGAUUGGCGCUCUGCCAUCUUUGAUUGUGCGACAGGCCGCGGCGCGAGCGGGGCCUCUCUCGAGCGCACGAGAAACCGCCAACCGCCCGUUACUGCUCACCUCACACCGGCGGCGCAACCGGAGAGAUACCAGGAGUUAAAAACGACCGAGAGGAGAGGAGAAGCGCGUCUCUCUCGUCUGUGAAAGGGGUUUUGUGGGUCGCUAACCGCUCGGCUAGCUGGAACUAGCAUAGCACGAGCUUUUGUAAUCCACAGCCGGCCUCUCUCACACACACGCGCUGAAAGACACAAAACAAAGGGCCCGAACGCAAAGCUUCUGGACGGAAUAAAUCACAAGGUUACACCUGAAGAGAGAGACGGGACCGGCGGAGACAGGGGCUGGUUCUGAGGGGUGAGGCCGCAGGACCAGACUCAAUGAGUUUCCAGCGAAAUGUCCGAGAAGUCAGGGCAGAGCACCAAGGCAAAGGAUGGCAAGACCAAGUAUGCAACCCUUAGCCUCUUCAACACGUACAAGGGAAAGUCUUUGGAGACGCAGAAAACUGCAGUUGCCGCCAGACAUGGGCUCCAAAGUUUGGGUAAAGUUGCGGUCAGUCGACGCAUGCCCCCUCCAGCUAACCUGCCCAGCCUAAAAGCUGAGAACAAAGGCAAUGAUCCCAAUGUUAGCAUAGUACCCAAGGAUGGCAGUGGAUGGGCUUCCAGACAAGAUCAACCAGGAGACGAACGGCAGCAAGAAACCCCUCCCCCACAGCCUAAGCCAACUGUGCCCCAGACCUCUGAUGCCCCUCUGGGAGGAAGCCGCUCGUGGGCCAACAGCAAACAGUCUGGGCAGCAGGAUGGAGCUCCUCGAAUGAGCAGUCAGUUUCAUCAGGAGUUUCCGAGUCUGCAGGCAGCAGGUGAAGUGGAGAAACCAGCCGAUCAGGAAGAUGAACCCUAUGGACCAGGGCCCAGCCUCAGGCCUCAGAAUGUGGGUAGCUGGCGGGAAGGUGGAGGCAGGAACCUAAACGUUACUCCCAGCCCCUCGGAGACUGACAGUAAGCCCUCUGAGGAGUCGGGCAUUGGUCGAGGCACACCAUCUCCAUCAGGCGACUCUGAUGAGGCAGGGAAAACCUCUUCUGGUGAGGGCAGAGAAAAGAGGGAUGCCAGGGACAGGCUCCCAACUGCUGCCCCUCAGCAUAAACUUAAUGGUGGUCAGCAACCACCAGGAGGGAUGUCAUCUCAAUUCCAUGCUGCCCAAUUCAGGAGCAUGAUGCCGCCAUAUAUGUUUAAUGCUUACCCUCGAGGGCCCUUUCCACCUGCGCAAGGCAGCUUUAGGUACCCUGCACAACAGGAGAUGUCCAAGGGUCCACGCACUGGAAGACCUUCUUUGCCUCCCUCUCAGUCAUGGCUGCAGGAUCCAGACAGGCCAUCAAUUGUUAGUGCCACUGAAUUAAAAGAGCUAGACAAUCUGGACACAGAAGCUGAUGAGGGUUGGGCAGGUGCCCAAAUGGAAGUUGACUAUACCGAGAAGCUGAAUUUUAGUGAUGAUGAAGAGAACCAUUCAGCUAAAGAGAAAGCCGAUAACUGGGAGUGGAUGGCUAAAGUUGAUCGCAUGCGGUCAAGGAAUGCUGAGGUCCAGGAGGGAUGGAAGGAAGGUACAGAGGAGAGGAGUGAUGGCAAGAGCUCAUGGGGUGAAAGUGGAGACCCCAGGGCUCCCUCUCCUGGCAAUAUUGUCCAUUAUAGCAAGAAUAUAAUGCCACAAGACCAGCAGGGGCAAGCUGUUGGGCGUUCUAUGGGAAGUGGUGGCCCCCGUGUUACAAAGCUGCAAACGACGGCACCUCCUGUUGGUGAGGAGGAAACGGAAGCAUGGCGACAGAAACGAAAGAAGCAGUCAGAGCUCUCUGAAGCAGUGGAACGUGCUCGUAGACGCCGUGAGGAGGAGGAGCGGCGGAUGGAGGAGCAAAGGCUUGCUGCAUGCAAAGAGAAGCUUAAACAACUAGAGGAGAAAAGACGACCUUCGACCACAGAGGCUACUAAACCAGCUACGCAAGCUCACAGCGACCACCAGGAAGUGACUGAAAUUGUGCCUAAACUACCUGCUGAAACUCCGCCCCCUCAACCUCAGCCACCACCUCUGCCUGCACAGCUACCCUGCCCUCCCAUGCCAACUCAUGAAAGGACAGAGCCCACUGUGGAAGAGGUGCCACAAUUCAUUACCCGGCAACCUAGCCCUCCUGUUCUUAGGACUAUCCCAGAACCCCAAAUCAAGGCUGAUACUGCUGUAGCUGAGGAGGUGCAUGGACAGGUGGAGAGACCGCCAAUGAGAGACUACUUCUGUGCUGAGGAGCCCAGAGUUGAGGAGCCUCAGUUGUCAUUGUCCAGACUAGAUCAUUCUGUUAGCGAAGAUGUUCCACUUCCAUCUCAACUGGAGAAUGAAGGAGAUGCUGGGACUUCCAUUCGUCCUUCUGUAACCUCUGGAUACUCAAAACAGUUCCAGAAAUCUCUGCCACCUAGGUUCCUUAGACAACAGGAACAACUUAAACAACAACAGUGGCAGCAGCAACAUCAGCAGCAGCAACAACAGCAGCAGCAGCAAGGUGGAGGAGGUCCGGUCUCUCCUUCAGGGGGUUCAGUUCCUCCUCAGCAUAGAUCUCUGUACCAACCUCUUGGCCCCCACCACCAACAUCUUGCCUCAAUGGGCUUUGACCCAAGGUGGUUAAUGAUGCAAUCUUACAUGGACCCUCGUAUGAUGUCUGGAAGACCACCUAUAGACAUUCCUCCUAUGCACCCGGGGAGAAUGCCUCCUAAGCAACUGGUACGACGAGAGCCCACGGACAACAGCAGCUCUGGAUCAGACACUUUUGAUCAUCUGACACGACCAAUCAGAGAACAUGGAGUUCCCAGCGAGUCUCGAAUGGUCUGGGGUUCUGACCCAUAUCCCUCAACGGAGCCACUGCCCUCCACUGCAACUGCUAAAGGGCGAGAAGAUGGCAAAGACCCAAGAUUGGAUGCUGGUCUGGACCUGGAUAGAGGUCUAUCUGGUGUCUAUCAUCAGGACCAUAGCCCACUGGAGCCUCGGAACAAAAGUGACUUUUUCAGGGAUUCAUCUGAAACAUUGUCUGCUUUUAGUCAUGUUUCAGAUGAGGUUCCAAGUCUCCUACAGACUGACCGAGCACCAGUCAUCCCUUCCUUUGAAACUGAGGAGGCUAACCUCACCGCUACUGAUGAGGUUGAGGCCAUUGGACAGGCUGUAUUGAAACGGAGUAUCUCUCAAGGCUCCAGUCACUCUCUAAAACUGGAAGAACCUAGAUUUGAGGGACUUACUAUAGCACAGAAGACCGUGGACUUCACUGAAACUGUGGAAAGACCAGAAGAAAAGUCCAGAAAGGAGGCCUUUGGUCAAGGCCCUGCCAUCAGCAGCCGUUCCACUCCUCCUGUGACUAACGAUAAUGUGCAUAAAGGUGACAAGCUUAUCUUACCGCCACCCAACAAACAGAAGUCAGAGAUGCGCUGGGGAUCCCGUGGUUCUGGAUCUGGAAGAAGAGAGGGUGCUGGAGGAGAGCGACCGGUCAGGAGAUCUGGACCUAUUAAAAAACCUGUACUGCGAGACAUGAAGGAAGAGAGGGAGCAGAGAAGAGAGAAAGAAGAGCAACAUGAACGAGGAGAUCGAACCAAAAAAGAAGGAUUUGCACCCAAAGGUGCUUCGUCAGCUGCUAUAGUGGCAUGUGAUGGAACAAAGCCUUCCAGUGAUGGGAAGAAAAUGGUGGUGGAACCUGAAACUGGUGGAGCAAAAUCUAGAGAUCUGCAUACAACAGCAGGUCCAGCAACUGCAACUGUUCCUGAGGAAAAGCCAGAUAGGCCUCCAUCUAAUGACAAAUGCCCUGAGCCCAAACUACCCUCUCGCAAAGAAUCCAGCUUCCCUCCCCGAUCGUACAGAAGAGACGAGAGGGAGCGAGAGAGAGAUCGGGACAGAGACAGAGAUCGGGACAGAGAGAGAGACAGAGAUCGGGACAGAGAGAGAGACAGAGAUCGGGACCGAGAGAGAGACCGAGAUCGGGACAGAGAAAGAGACAGGGAUGCGGACAGAGAGAAAGAGUGGCCUUCUGAUUUUAAAGGCCGUGGUCGGGGGGAGUACUAUUCCCGUGGCCGCAGCUACAGAGGCAGCUAUGGUGGGAGAGGUCGAGGUAGUCGUGGGCGGAGUCGAGGGGACUACCCUUACAGAGAGCCACGAUCACGCUCAGACUUGCCAUUAAGUGCCACUGGGGCAGUUGGUUUCCACUGCAGAGAAGAGAGUGAAACACGUAGCGAGAGCUCAGACUUUGAAGUCCUGCCCAAGCGCAGACGCAGACGGGGCUCGGACACAGACUCUGAAAGUGAAGGCAGAGAAUCUGCUAGUGACACUGGAGCAUCAGACCGUGAGCCUAGCACCAAACCAAACAGACCGCUCCGCCGUGAGCUGCCAGAAUCUCGGUCCUCUAAGCCUGCUUCAGGGUAUGCGCCUGGACAUGUUUCAGAAAAACCAGGGUCUCGUGAUGAGGAUGGGCGGCCUAAACCUGGUUUUCUGUUAAAGGGUGAGGUCGCACGUCGGGGCAAAGGACCCUUGCACAGCAGACGUGGAGGUGGCAGAGAAAGAGGUGGACACAGAUCUGCACCUUUCCGGCGCGCUCCUGUCAAAGAGGGCUCUCAGUGGCCCUCGAAGCCCAUGGAGACCUUUCGGCCAGAGGAAGCAGAGACCUCACGGACUGAUAGCACGCCAUCUGAACGUCGACACACCAAAUAUGACAACAAAAAAAUUGGAGACGGUGGACAAAGCAUUCGAGAGAGACCUAGAAGACCAAGAGCAGCCCGUCCUCCCAGGCAGGACAAGCCCCCACGGUUUAGGAGACUUAAAGAGCGUGAGGCAGCAGUGUAUGCUGGUGAAUCAACACCAGGCAUGCCAGUAGCUACAUCCAUUUCCCCAACACUGUCUAAAGCUCCAGGGUCUCAGGUCACUUUGUCUGAGGGAGUGAUUGAUACUAAUACAGCAUCUUCUCACACUCCUGAUGUGAGUCCCCCUGAGCUUCCCGUCACAGAGUCUGUUGUUCCUGAAGUAGGAACCACUACUGUAGUUGCUGCUGGCAGCAAAUCGCCUGACUUGUCCAAUCAGAACUCCUCUGAUCAAGCCAAUGAGGAGUGGGAAACUGCUUCUGAAAGUAGCGACUUUAAUGAACGGAGAGAGCGAGAAGACAAGAAGCUACUUGAAGCAGCUGUGACUGCAACCACAUCCUCCUCCUCUGCACCUGCACAGAUCACUGGUGGACAGAGCAAAUCACUCAUAGAAAGUGUGGCAAUCCCGAAAAGAGAGUUGGCUUCAGCAGCCAAAAGGAGCUUCUCCAGCCAGCGCCCUGUAGAUCGACAGAACCGCCGGGGCAACAGUGGGCCUAAAACAGGUCGGGGGUACCCUGGAGGCAAGAGUGAGAGAAGGGGAGGAUCUGGUGCCAAAUCUGGACGGAGAGGUGCUGCUGCUCAGAAUGCAGAGGGUGCUCAGGCUGGUACAGGUCAGAAGCCUGGAAAAGAGCCAGCAACCAGCCGACGGAAGGAGGAAGCAAAACAAGCUGUUAAAAAACCCAAAGAGAAAGAAAAUGCCUUGUCUCAGUUUGAUCUCAACAAUUAUGCCAGUGUAGUGAUCAUUGAUGAUCACCCAGAGGUCACGACACUCGAGGACCCACAGUCUAACACAAAUGAUGAUGGGUUCACAGAAGUUGUUUCACGGAAACAGCAGAAACGGUUGCAGGAUGAGGAGCGGAGAAAGAAGGAAGAACAGACUGUACAGAACUGGAGUAAAAAGGGCUCUGGAGAGAAGGGUAGGGGAGGUGGUGGUUCGAAACUCCCUCCACGGUUUGCCAAAAAGCAGCAGCAGCAGCAACAACAGCAAGGAGCGGCAGCAGUGCAGCAGCCUGCAGCCCCAGCUCCACAGAGCCAGUCUGUCCCACAGCAGCCUCAACCACAGCCAGCUCUUUCUGUGCCACAGCACAAUCUGCCCACUUCUAACCAGAGCACUGUCUCACCGCAACCUCUUGAGGGUGCUGUAGCACCUCUGGCCCCUCCACCUGUAGACUUCCCUGCUAAGAGUCAGACGCUCAACACCCUGGGUACUGAACUGUGGGAGAACAAAGUGGCUGGCUCCACCGUUCUCUCUGAUGUCAAGAAACUUGGACCUAUCAGUCCUCCACAGCCUCCAUCUGUCAGUGCCUGGAACAAACCACUCACUUCGUUUACUGGCACUGUAACACCUGAGGGUGUAAAAGCAGGUGUAGAGAGUGGAGUUGAGCUGGGCAUGGACAGCAUCCAGUUUGGUGCCCCCUCUUCAGCAGGUAGCACUGACAGUGAUGGAGUGCCUGCCCUGCUGGAGAAAACCUCUGACAAUAAAUUACCCGAACCCAAAGAGCAGAGGCAAAAACAGCCCCGUGCUGGACCUGUCAAGCCUCAGAAGUUACCUGACAUUCCUCCUCCAGAGCACAAGGAAUAUAAACCAGGUCCCAUAGGUAAAGAGCGUUCGCUCAAGAACCGUAAGGCUGCCAAAGAUGUGCGUCAGUCUGAUGGAGAAGGCUUGGAUAACAGUGGAACUGGAGCCAGUCGAGACCGAGACUCCAGCUCACCCGCUAAAGACAAAGUUCCUGAGCUCGGUGGAGACAUUGAAGGCAUGAUCACUGCUCCUGCAGCAGAGUACUCCAGCAGCUCUAAGGUGCGACAUAAUAUCCUGCCGCCCUAAUGUCACAAUGUAUACGGUUUAAAGGUUUGGGAUCAAUGUUUUAAAAGAAAUAUUAAUCAUAAUACCACAAAAAUAUGAAGCUGCAGAACUUUUUAAUUCCGUUAUCAGCAUAUUAGACAGUCCCACCAGGAUU